Beauveria bassiana ARSEF 2860 is the source of this 663-nucleotide messenger RNA. RefSeq names its product NADH:ubiquinone oxidoreductase, 17.2kDa subunit. The record is from RefSeq and is a predicted model, not a curated record. Gene Ontology annotation, cellular component: membrane. Gene Ontology annotation, biological process: mitochondrial respiratory chain complex I assembly. The transcript is spliced from 2 exons. Lineage: Eukaryota; Fungi; Ascomycota; Sordariomycetes; Hypocreales; Cordycipitaceae. The coding region runs from base 1 to 663 and encodes 220 amino acids.
AUGGCCGGCAAUCCCAUCGGCCCCAUCGGCCAAGCGUGGCUCAAAUGGAAAUCGCUACGUCUUCCCUGGCGCAAGCGAUUCCUCGUUGGCUUCGACCUCCAAGGCAACACCUACUGGGAGUUUCGCCUCACCACCCGCGGCACCGGCGAAGCCGCCCCCAACGGCCUCGGCGAGGUUGAGCGCUGGCGCCGCAUCGUCCAGUACCCGCGCGGCACCCACCUGUCCUCGGUCAAGGUCGGCCCGCUCUGGCACCAGUGGCUGCGGUACACGCGUCGCGACCCCCCGAGCCUCGACGAGCAGCGCGGCGACGUCGUGCGCCGCGCGCGCAUGAAGCAGCUCGCCGCCGACGCCGACGCCCGCUGGGCGGCCAAACCUCGCGUCAUGGAGGAUCCCCUCCCCGGGCAGAAGGCGGCGCUGCCAACGGCGGCGGCGGCGGCGGCGGAGGAGGGGAAGGAGGCAGCGACGAUGACGACAAGAACGAGCGCACGGGAGCCUGUCACAUUACGAGCCGAAUCGAAACAAAAAGCAAAAACGCAGCGGGACGAGGCCGAGGACGGGGCGGAGGAGGCUGUCGACCCAAAGGAUCCCUGGAAGCAGGCGCGCACGAGGGGACCUAGUGAGGAGUGGCAGCCCCAGGCCUGGAGUCCGAAAUCCAGGAAAUGA